Messenger RNA from Vairimorpha ceranae, 1263 nucleotides. RefSeq lists its product as hypothetical. The record is from RefSeq and is a predicted model, not a curated record. The transcript has a single exon. Lineage: Eukaryota; Fungi; Microsporidia; Nosematidae. Bases 1 to 1263 code for a protein of 420 amino acids.
AUGAAUGAUGAAAUUCUUAGAUUACAAAGUAAAAUAUUAGAACUUGAAGAAUUAUUAGAAGAUAAAGAAAUAAUGAUUAAUCUACUUUUAAAAGAGAUUAAAAAUAUAAAAAGUAAUAAAACAAAGUUACUUAAUGGACAUAUAGACAAUGUUGUAGAAAUAAACACUAAAAGAGUAAAAAUAACUGAAUCUUCUAGUUGCACUGCAGUGCCUGUAAAAGAAGAUGAUAAUAAAUUAAAAUCUGACAGUGUAGCUUGCACUACAAAUGAUAGUUUACCACAUAUCGCUCCUGAAAUAUGUUGGGUGUACAAAUACAAACUUAAAGAAGAUUUAGAAGUUUUACUAAAUAAAAAAAAGGUGGUCAGACUUUUUAAGGAUAAUGUAUAUUUUGAUGAAUUUAUGGAUUUCUGUUCAGACACUUACGUCAUAAACAGUUUUGAAGUUACAAAAGUGUCUCACGGAAAGAAUGUAAAAAAAUAUCUACAGGAAAAUAAGACACAUAUACUGAAAUACCUUAUUCUAAAUAUUAAUAAGAUACAUUUUACAUCUGUAUGUUCUACCUUACUAGCCUUAAGUACUGAAUUUACAGAUUUAGAGAAAUGUGUUAUUAUUCAUGAUCUUAUUCUUUAUUUACAAGAUUUUUCUAAACUAGUAUUUUAUGCAUUUUGUAUAUUUAAUAAAGAAUUAAAAUCAGAUUUAAAUAUUUUAAAGAUGACACUACACAUGAUACUAUCAUUUCAAUAUAAAAUAGAUUUAGAAAUACAUAAAAAUAAGAAGAUUAUUAUUACAUCAUUAAAUAACUUAAAAAGUAUAUUUAACUUUCAGAAACAAGUUAUAUUAGAAGAUUAUUUAUUAAAAAUUAAAUCAGAUAUUGAAAUAAUUGUAAAAGGUAAAAUAAAUCCCGCGAUCUAUGAAUAUAUUUAUUCUGUGAGGGCACUGGGGCACUUUUUAGAUUGGGAUUAUGUUUAUAACAUUUUUAUUUCUGAGAAUCUUAUUCAGAAUAUUACAGGAUGUAAAAUUUUAUACAUGGGAAUAUUAGCAUUAAAUUCUAUUAGAAUUUUUGGGGAGACAGAAAGUGCAGAUAUUAUUAUUAAUUUUAUAAAAGACAAAAUGGUGGAAGUAGAUGAAAUAGGUAUUGCUUCUUUUUUAGUUGUUAAGCAAUUAAAUGAAAAGGAUUCUCUUGGUUUUUUAGAGGCAAAUGAAGAUAAUUUAAUGAAAAAAGGAUAUGAUAUUGAAUACUUAAAAAAAGUGUUAAUAUAUUGA